Salarias fasciatus (jewelled blenny) is the source of this 1775-nucleotide messenger RNA. RefSeq names its product mitochondrial ribosomal protein S2 (gene mrps2). Gene Ontology annotation, molecular function: structural constituent of ribosome. The transcript has 4 exons. The record is from RefSeq and is a predicted model, not a curated record. Lineage: Eukaryota; Metazoa; Chordata; Actinopteri; Blenniiformes; Blenniidae. The coding region runs from base 93 to 899 and encodes 268 amino acids. Gene Ontology annotation, cellular component: mitochondrial small ribosomal subunit; ribosome. Gene Ontology annotation, biological process: translation.
CAUGGGUAUUGUAGUGUAUUUAACGUCGUCGCGACAGACUGUUGGCUUUACGGCAUCAGUUGGACUACAAACACGCUGACCUUCCAGCUAGCAUGGCAGCCCGGGCGCUCACGAGAGGGCUGUGGGGGUUACAGUCACGGGCUGUGGCAGUGGGAUACUCGGGUGGAGGUCCUCGCUAUGCCACUGCGCCCUCCAUUGAAGUACCCCAGCCUCAAGCUGACGAUGUGACAGAAAUGAUCUUGAAGAAACCGCUUGAGAAGAAGGACUUUUUCCGCGUGUCCGAGCUCUUCACGGUGAAGGAUUUGUUUGACGCCAGGGUGCAUCUAGGACACAAGAAAGGCUGCAGGCACAGGCUCAUGGAGCCGUAUCUCUACGGCUGCCGUUUGGAUCACGACAUAAUCGACCUGGACCAGACUGUGGAGCACCUUCAGCUGGCCCUCAACUUCACUGCCCACGUCGCCUAUCGCGGAGGCAUCAUCCUGUUUGUCAGUCGCCGCCGUCAGUUUUGCCACCUUGUGGAGAGAACGGCAAAGGACUGCGGGGAGUAUGCGCACACGCGCUACUGGCAGGGCGGCCUCCUCACCAACGCCAACAUCCAGUACAGCCCCGGGGUGCGCCUGCCGGACCUCAUCAUCUUCCUCUCAACGCUCAACAAUGUGUUUCAGCAGCACGUAGGGAUCAGAGAUGCAGCCAAGAUGAACAUACCCACGGUGGGCGUGGUGGACUCAAACUGCAACCCCAGCUUGGUGACGUACCCCAUCCCCGGGAAUGACGACACUCCGGUGGCGAUGGAGCUUUACUGCCGCUUACUGAAGAUGACAAUCACCCGAGCCAAAGACAAACGGAGGCAGAUGGAGAUCCUCCACGGCCUCUCGGCAGCUCCCGGACAGACCUCAUGACCACAUAUUCGUGAAAGAGAGACAAUGAAAGAGCGUUUUAAUGUCAAGACUUUGUCCUUAUUACCACUCAUCUAGAUCUGGAAACAAAAACCUGGUCUGGGGAGGUUGUGUGAAGUUCAGUCAUGAAUAAAUCUGGGUUCUGUCACAUUAGGUUUUCUGGUUUUUAUUUAAUAUAUUUUUAUUUCACACCUGUAAAUUGUGGACGUAGUGCGUUACAGCAAAGUUAUGAGUUUUAUAUACCUGUGAUAUAACAGCAACUUUCUUUACAUACCCCACAGUUACAGUCACUCCAAACAUUUCAAUUUCAGAACUAUUUCAUGUUGAGUGACUCAGAUUAUUAACAUGAUCCAACAUCGUCUGUCUCAAUCUGAUUUAAAUUCAGUUUUCUUGUCAUGCAGUCUGUUUUGAGAUGUUUCCAAAUUCUGAAACACUGCUUGAAAAGACAAUUAUUAAAUAAAAUCAUUUAUAACUGACUGGAAAUGAGGUUUUUGAGUCAUUAAACAUCCCACAUUUGAUCCAGAGAAUGGUUUGGCUUAUUUUCUUAAUUAAAUAUCCUUACUAGUUAGUAACAGAUCUACCGUAUCUGAAGUUGACUUGGGCAGUAAAAUUGUCUUCUGUGGAAUGAAACGAUUGACAGCCAAGCUCGCUUGAAUAAAUAUGGCUAUUUGCCUGUUUUAAAUAUGUUCAUACUCCUGACAAAUCAUGCAAAACAGAAUGAAACACCUGUGAAAUCCAGUGCAGAAGGUCACAAACCCUUGUGAAGCCAUCUAAAUAGUCACGGAGAAGAGUGAACCUACAAUGGAGGCAUUGUGAGGAUCCAGUUUAUGUAAAUUAAGGAAUUUAAAUAAGAAAUUUAUUCACACAUGCAAAAAAUGG